AUGGACCCUAGAGAAUUUCUUAUUUUUUCUCUGUGUUUUCUGUUUCUUUUAUCGAAUCUUUCUCAUUCCGCUGCCCGAGUUUAUGGGGGAAAAGAAUCGGUGAUGAAAUUGACAACGGGUACCUCUUCUGUUCCGUUGGAUCCAACACGGGUGACCCAAAUCUCUUGGCGUCCCAGGGCUUUUAUAUACAGGGGAUUUUUGACUGAUAAGGAGUGUGAUCAUCUUAUCACUCUGGCAAAGGAUAAGCUCGAAAAGUCUAUGGUAGCAGACAAUGAUUCUGGAAAGAGUAUAGAAAGUGAAGUCCGCACAAGUUCUGGCAUGUUUCUUAAGAAGGCUCAGGAUGAAAUAGUUGAGAGUAUUGAAGCAAGGAUUGCUGCUUGGACCUUCCUCCCUCCAGAGAAUGGGGAAUCUAUUCAAAUACUGCAUUAUGAGCAUGGAGAAAAGUAUGAGCCGCACUAUGAUUAUUUUCAUGAUAAGGCCAAUCAAAAACUAGGUGGUCAUCGGGUGGCUACUGUACUUAUGUACUUGUCGAAUAUUGAAAAGGGUGGAGAAACAGUUUUCCCGAAUUCAGAGGCAACUCAGCCCAAGGGCAGUGACUGGUCUGAUUGUGCUAAAAAUGGCUAUGCAGUAAAACCCCAGAAGGGUGAUGCAUUGUUGUUCUUUAGUCUUCACCCCAAUGCAACCACUGAUGCAUUAAGCUUGCACGGGAGCUGUCCUGUGAUUGAAGGCGAGAAGUGGUCAGCAACAAAGUGGAUUCACGUGAGAUCUUUCGAUAUAUCACCUAAGAAUUCUGCGAGUGGAGACUGUGUUGACUCGAAUCCAAACUGUCCCGUGUGGGCUCUCAAGGGUGAAUGCGAGAAAAAUUCUUUAUAUAUGGUCGGUUCAGAAGAUUAUAUGGGUCAUUGUAGGAAGAGCUGCAAGGUGUGCUCGUCGUAG
Molecule: messenger RNA, 936 nt
Organism: Fraxinus pennsylvanica
Lineage: Eukaryota; Viridiplantae; Streptophyta; Magnoliopsida; Lamiales; Oleaceae
Source: the annotation of a GenBank genome assembly